This is a messenger RNA of Phaeodactylum tricornutum CCAP 1055/1, 2163 nucleotides long. RefSeq lists its product with no specific name. Gene Ontology annotation, biological process: tetrahydrofolate interconversion. Bases 94 to 1998 code for a protein of 634 amino acids. Gene Ontology annotation, molecular function: methylenetetrahydrofolate reductase [NAD(P)H] activity; FAD binding. The record is from RefSeq and is a predicted model, not a curated record. Gene Ontology annotation, cellular component: cytosol. The transcript is spliced from 2 exons. Lineage: Eukaryota; Bacillariophyta; Bacillariophyceae; Surirellales; Neidiaceae.
GCAACCUUCACAAUCUUUUGUGGUUGUGGCACAGAGUAAAUGUACGUGAACACCAUCUUCUUCCGCUAGAGCCAAGCGAAGUAUACCAUCACUAUGGUGAAGAUCAUUGAAAAGAUUCGUGAUAGACGUGCUAAACUGCGAUAUCGAAGCAACGAUUCACGGCAGCCCUCUCUGCACGACUGUCAACUGAACUUUCCGGGCGGAAACUGGUACUAUUCGUUCGAGUUUUUUCCCCCAAAAACGGAGGCUGGUCUUGAUAACCUUCUUACAAGAAUUGAUCGCAUGGCUCAGCGGCUGGAUCCUCUCUUUAUUGAUGUCACGUGGGGAUCCGAUAAGACAUCUGCACGGACCAUGGCUUUAGCCAGCCAUGCGCAAAAAUAUCUGGGCGUGGACGUCCUUCUCCAUUUGUCUUGUCAGGGUAUGACACGUGAUCAGCUCAUCCGUGUUUUGGAUCAAGCCAAAGUCUUAGGCAUUCACAAUAUAUUGGCGUUACGUGGAGAUCCACCCAAAGCAAAGAAGCACUGGCAAGUGGGAGAUGUAAGUGGUGGAGAGUGCGAGCGGGCAAUCGAUUUGGUUCGACUCAUCCGGAACACAUAUGGAGAUUACUUUGGAAUUGCCGUUGCGGGCCACCCAGAGGGACAUCCUUCUUCAACAAGUCCGGAAGACGAGCUUGAUCAUCUCAAAGAAAAGAUGCGGGCUGGUGCAGAUUUUAUUAUUUCACAGUUUGUCUACGAUACCGAACGCUUCCUAGACUUUUGCUAUCGCUGUCGUGACGUCGGAAUCCAGUGUCCCAUUUUACCCGGCAUCAUGCCGAUACAAAGCUAUUCCAGUUUUACUCGGAUGACUCAAUAUUGUGGUGUUAGCGUUCCCGACGAGAUCUGGAAGCGAUUGGAACCAAUCAAAGACGAUGACGAAGCAGUCAAAGAAAUCGGUUGUUCGCUCGCCGCAGAGAUGUGCCGGCAAAUUUUGGCGGAUCCUAUAGCUAAGAUCGACGGAGUACAUUUUUACACUUUGAACUUAGAACGGAGUGCAACGAGAAUACUGAUGCAACUUGACGGUACGGUCAAUUCUGGGUUGGUCGACAAAAUUCGAACAAAAUCGGGAAGGAUACUACCUUGGCGUCCGUCUGCAAUGACGGGACGAUCUAAGAUGGAACAGGUGAGACCUAUCAACUGGGCGAAUCGACCCAAGAGCUAUGUGCUGCGCACAGAGGACUGGGACGAGUUUCCGAAUGGCCGUUGGGGUGAUUCAACUUCCCCAGCUUUCGGGGAACUCUCGAAUUUUAGUCACUACUAUUCAUUUUCAUUAGGCAGUGAAGAUGAUCAGCGUAACAUGCUGGGAAGCAAUCCGACAAAGUCAGAAGAUGUAUACGAAGUUUUCGCCUUAUACAUUGAAGGCAAGAUACCACAUAUACCAUGGUGUGAAGCAACGCUUCAACCUGAAUCUUUUCUCAUUCAGACCAAGCUCGCUGCACUAAACCGGGCCGGCUUUCUAACCAUCAACAGCCAACCUUCUGUAAAUGCGGCACUAAGUACGCAUGAAUCGUUUGGUUGGGGAGGUCCGGGGGGUUACAUAUACCAAAAGGCCUAUUGCGAAUGCUUUUGUAGUCCCGAGAACAUGCGUUGCUUAGUUAACAUGGUCAAACAAAAUCAAUCAAUGAAUGUUUACGCGGUCAACAAUGCUGGGAAUUGUAUUCAAGAGGGAACAGAGCUUGGAGGCGUGACGGCGCUGACGUGGGGUGUUUUUCCGAAUCGAGAGAUCCUUCAGCCGACGAUCUUUGAUCCCAGAAUAUUUCUUGUUUGGGCAGAAGAAGCAUUUUCUCUUUGGACGAGCAUGUGGUCCAAUCUAUAUGAUUACGAUAGCGAUAGCUUUGAUUUGAUCGAAACUAUUCGUGACACGUACUAUCUUUGUGCGAUCAUUGACAACGACUAUAUUUCGGAAAGCAAUCGACCGUCUCUCUGGGAAGGUAUUUUAAACGCAUCCCAGUGGCAAUUGUAGUUUUGCAAGCCGCAUUUGGAGCAAGAUGUGACAGCAGGAAUAACCUUAUUCCAGCGUAAAUGGAAGUUGCUAUCAAAAUCUCAUAUGAGUGGGACCUGGUAACACAAAGUGGCGCGGAUUGCAAUACCUGAAAACGGUAACCCUAUUUAAAUUGAUAUUUGAUGC